UCGCCUAGCUCUUGACCUCUUGUGAUGCUCUGUGCUCUCACUCUCGAGUCUCGACGGUGGUGGCUCCCGUCGGGCUUUGGGCUUUGGCUUUUUACCUAGCCCCUGCAGUCCCUGCACUGCACUGCGCACAGGUCACCAAACUCGCCAGUCGCCACCGCACUGCGCUAGCUGCUCCCCACCACCGUGUGCCUCCCCUUCCCUUUCCUUCUUCAACGACGCCCUCAAAGGCUUCCCACUCGCUGCCCACUGCUAGCCACCAACCGAAGAGCACCGGCACCGGCAUCGCAAGAGGAGUAGACAGUAGAGUAGUGGGAGGACACGAGAGCUCAUCAGGACCGGAGGGGAAGAGGAGAUGGGUGCAACGGCGACGACGACGCCGUGCAACGUCCUGGGGCGUUCCCGCCCGUUCCUCGCGCUGUUGCUCUGCUUCCAGCUCCUGCACACAUCGCAGGCCUUCGAGCUGCGCGGCGGCCACAAGGAGGAAAAGGUCCCGCUGGCCGUCAUCGUCCCGGACCCCUCGCCGGAGCUGUCCGGCAGCAACCUGCCCCCGGCGCCGCUCGCCGCGCCGCCGCCGGUGUUCGGCGGCGGCGGGGACGACAUGAGGCCCAGGCUGCCGACGGAGCGCUGGCGCCGGGGCAGGGGCGAGGUCAGGCGUAGCGCCGCGCACCCCCCGGCGGCCGCCGCGGCUUCCUCCCACGACGCGCGCGCCCCAAGGACGGCGCCAUCGGCGAGCCCUGGCCCCGCGCGCGCCGGCGCACCGGCCCGAGCCCCCAUCGCCGGGGCCGAGGCGCCCGCGCCGGCGCCGGACUCCGGGAGCGGCGGCUCGGCGUUCAUCAAGAGCAGCCCGGCCGUGCCGGUCCCGCGCGGCGUCACGGACACCGCCACCAUCCUGCCCAUGCCGGCACCCGGCGAGAAGCGGCAGGAAGUGGGAGCAGCCACUUCGGUUCGAGCCGGAUUGGUGCCGCUGCUGCUUGGGCUCAUCGUCAUGAUGGCGUCUUUUGGGCUUUAAGCUCUGGUAGAUCCGUAGAUGCAUGCAUGCGGCUUGAACUUUAAAGUAGUCCUACCUAGCACUGUAGUAGAGAUAAAGCUUCUUCCUUUCUUCUCUCUCGUUCUUGCUUUCUGCGGCGGCUAAAUCCUCUGUAAACAAAGCUCGUCUUCCUUUUUAUCUGCCACGCACGUUAUUGUCAUC
Setaria italica (foxtail millet) is the source of this 1189-nucleotide messenger RNA. RefSeq names its product skin secretory protein xP2-like. The record is from RefSeq and is a predicted model, not a curated record. NCBI's taxonomy places the organism in Eukaryota, Viridiplantae, Streptophyta, Magnoliopsida, Poales, Poaceae. Bases 353 to 1009 code for a protein of 218 amino acids. The transcript is spliced from 3 exons.